Messenger RNA from Halichondria panicea, 1214 nucleotides. RefSeq names its product bromodomain-containing protein 4-like. The transcript has 2 exons. The record is from RefSeq and is a predicted model, not a curated record. Lineage: Eukaryota; Metazoa; Porifera; Demospongiae; Suberitida; Halichondriidae. Bases 95 to 1132 code for a protein of 345 amino acids.
GUACUUGUGAAGGCCUCUCUUCUGCCAUUUGAAUAAACCACUUCAAUGUUGAGUUGCUAUAGGUACGUACGUACGGAUAUAAUUAUCUUGUCCUAUGACCUCCCAUUGGGCUUUAUUUGGACAGCUGAAAAUAAACACCAGGUUGCUGCAGUUAAUGGCUGGAGGAAUUCCCUUGUUACCAAAUCCUCUGUUUGACUCUUCCGGAUCCCCAGCACUUCAAGCUCAGCCACAACCACAAUAUUCAAACAACAUAGAAAUUUGUCCACUUUUAUCAAUUCCUGAGGGAUUGUCACAGCAAACAUCUUUGCUGCAAGUGCCUCAAACUCUGACAAAUGCACACAUCUACUCAACACUGCCACAGUCACAAAGUCUGGAUUACCAACAGAUACCACCACUUCUACCUACUCCAACAACUGUACCAGGAUUAAUGCAACAAACUAUAUCACCAAUCAAUUUACAAUCUACUCUAUCUCAAGUACAACCACUGAUGCACUCACAACCAAGACCGCUGAUGUCACAGACUCAAUCACAAGUCCGGCCAUUGAUGUCACACCCCCAGUCGCAAUUACCAGCGUACACACAGGCUCACGUGCCACCCCUAUUGCCACAACCUCACUCUGGACCCCACCCACCACCAUUAAUGCCUCAAGGUCAAUUUGUGCCCUACCGUCCACCUCACAGAAGGCCAGGAUUCAAUCCGGAACCCCGCAUUCAUGAUGCCCCCCUGAUGAGCGGUCACCUACCCUAUCAUCCAUACCCUUCCCAACAGCGGUAUCGUGGAGGGCGUGGUCGGGGACGUCAUUUCCGAGGCCGGGGCUCUGGAGCAUGGAGGAGCCCUCAGUCGACGAGGGAUGGUGCUCACUCGAUUGGGGCCUACUAUAAUGAGUCCAUGUUUGUGGAUCCGUGGGCAGAGCUUCUGAUUCAAGCUGGUGUUGAAGGCAGUGGGAAAAAAGAACAGGCUGUGAGACACAUUACAGAUGGAGACACUGACUCUAAGCUGGAUCAAUCGGGGUGCUUUCCUACUCUCAAACUAGACAAAGGUGUUAAUGACUUUGUGGAAGUGGCAAGUGGUACAGCGCAAGCUACAUGUACAACUCUAGAAACACAGCUUGUCCACGAUAAAUUAACUUAGCUAGACCUAUUGCAGCUAGACCUAUUGCGAUGUAUUUGUUGCAAUCUCUUAAACAAUUUUUGCACAAUUUCUAUAAUCCUGA